UUGACGGUAUUUUAACUCACACCCCAAAAUUCUAAUUCUCCUCUCUCUCUCUCCUCUGAAAAAGGAAGAGACCCAAGCAAAGGCGUCACCUUAAACCAAUACCGCCGAUAUUUUCACUCACUUUCUCUCUCUUAAACUGCACUUCCGUUGAUUUUCCGACGACUUUUUAACUUUUAAGGGAGACAAGUAGAGAUGCUACAGGUGCAAAUAAAAUCAAGUGGAUAAAAAGUAUAAGCAAGAGAAUGGGAGGUUGUUGCUGUUGCUGCUUUUCGUCUAGAAGAUCUGAACCAGUUCGGACCCCGAUCUACUACUACUGCCCCAGGACGUCUGAGGAGCGUGAGCCCUUGUCGGCUAACCGUGUAAUACCUCCCGGUCUAGCAGGAGGACUCCUGGUUGAUACCAAUUUAGACACAUCAAGUCCAGACACAUAUACUCCACCUCCUGCUCCUCUUCCCUAUGAUGUUGAUUUAGGACAUCCUCGAACACCACAUGGAAGAGAGAAUCAUCUUACCAAGAGUGAUGCAACAAGUGAGACAGCCACUUCUGGUUCUGAGGAGAGAUUGAACAAUGCAGAUUCCUCAGAAAAUCAAGAGAAGGAUCCGAAAGAAAUUGAAGACAAAACAAAAUCUGUUCUGGAACUGAACUUAUCUGAGGAUCUUGAAGAUGAUCUGAAGAAGCCGAUUGAACAGAAUCUUACAAUCAUAGAAGAGGAGGAUUGUCCUAUAUGCCUUGAAGAGUACACAGAGGAGAAUCCGAAGAUGCUAACUAAAUGCGAGCAUGAUUUUCAUCUUUGUUGCAUUCUGGAUUGGAUGGAAAGAAGUGACGCUUGUCCUGUGUGUGAUAAGGAAAUGGUGUUUGAUGAAGAUAUUACUGUUUAGUGUUGGUGCAAGCUCAAGUGUUUUACUUUGUUUUUGGUAAUUGUGGCCAUGGCUAGAGUAGUAUCGUCUGUUUUAGUUUGCAUUGCAAGUUGGUCGCCACCUGUUUUGGGUAAUUGUAAUCUGUCUGUUCCAAUAUCCUGAGAGGGGUGAUGCAUAUCUCUAGUGGUACUAAUAGACUUCCAAAAGAAAAAAGAAAGUGUCAAGAGAGGAGAGAGAGAGAGAGAGAGAGAGAGAGAGAGAGAGAUUGAUGUUGCGACAACUGUUCAUCGGUGUUAGCCUUGCUAGUUGCUAUUUGACUUGUGGAUCGUUGGCGCUUCGGUAAAAAAAAAUAUGGUAGCAGCAAAAGGUAUAAAUAUUGGGUAGCAUGCAGUACAAUGCAAUGUGGCUUAAAUUUGGUAUGACCAAUUGCAUUGUGCUGGAUGCUACUUUUGAGCGAAGGAUGCUACUUAAUAUACUGGCAAUAGUGGCGGGAAUGAGCAGAUUCUUUAUGUUCCCGUUAUGUUGGGGUUAACUAUGUCAUUUUAUACACAUGUAUAGUUCCAUUAAACAGAAAGUUAGGAUCUUAAAAAAAUUGUUUCCCUGUUCUUACAGUCUUACCUGAAGAUUGGAUUUUUCUGCCGUGUGCUUCUUUCCAACUUGCUGGGGUUGCUUCACUUGUUGCAUGAUGUGAAUAAUGAAUAUGUCUUACUUGGAUUUUUUUUGGAUGGAGUAUUUAUUCUUGGAUUUUUUUGGAUGUAA
This is a messenger RNA of Spinacia oleracea (spinach), 1616 nucleotides long. RefSeq names its product probable E3 ubiquitin-protein ligase RHB1A. Gene Ontology annotation, molecular function: ubiquitin-protein transferase activity. The transcript has 5 exons. The record is from RefSeq and is a predicted model, not a curated record. Gene Ontology annotation, cellular component: cytosol. The coding region runs from base 243 to 878 and encodes 211 amino acids. NCBI's taxonomy places the organism in Eukaryota, Viridiplantae, Streptophyta, Magnoliopsida, Caryophyllales, Amaranthaceae.